UGCUUCGAUGAAAAAUUUGAUUGACCCAAAACUGGCUGAAGAAGAAGCAAUUGAGUGAGGCAAGUGAAGUAUUCCCUGCGGCUCCCCAUUCAACGCAAAACAGCAGCAACAAAAAAGAAUUAAUAAAACGCGGGGGUGGAUUUUGAAUGUGUUUGUUGGUGGUCGGUCGCUAGCUGGUCGGUCACACGCAGUGCGACAAAAAGCCGCCGCCCGCAGCGUUUUCAUAUACCAUAAUAUUACACACACACAUACAUAUAUGCCGCAUUACCAAAGCUUCUGCCGCCAAUGCCGUCGACGACCAGCCAGGCCAGUAGUCACAUAAUUCAAGCAAGAAUACUGACAAAAGUUAAUGCCCAGAAGCAGCAGGAGCAGCACCAAUAGCAACAACAACAACAAUAAUAACAGCAACAACGACAGAAGCCGCAAUGAUAACCAACAAUAAUUUGGAUUAUGACAAGAGAGGAAUGAGAGGAGGAAUGGUUGGAGGAGUGGGUGGUGUUGGUGGUGUGGACAGCGCCAGCAGCAGUAAUAACUCCUCACCCACAGCAGAUACAUCGAAUUCCAAUACCAACUCGAAUUCAAAUUCAUCUUCCUCAUCAACAAAUCAUUCGCAUUCAUAUUUCAAUCGAUUUGAUAAUCGCAUUGCGGCCAAUUUGGCUGCUGUACUGACUGGAGCCGGUUCACGUUUUCGAUCCUCAUCGAAUGAUAAUGCCAGCAGGACGAGAGCUAAAGCCACAGCGACGACAAACACAACAACAACAACAGCAAUAGGAUCAGGAACAGCAUCGACAAUUAUAACUACACCACAAAUGGGCCGUCGUCGUCCUUUACAACUAUUUUCACAGGCGAAUUUCAACUGCAAUGACAAUGAGAAGGUGGCCCAAACUCCCAGUUCGGAUGAGGAUAAUUCACCAACUGAACUGAAUAAUUGCAAGCGCCUAACGGAUAAGCCGCCAUUGGUCAAACGUCUAACCAUGGGUCUACUACGUCACAACGAAGAGUCACGCCCAUUGGUGGCUAAUGUGAUGCCCUUAAGCGCAGCAUUGCUGCAGUUGAAGAACGAGGAGAGCCAUCCCAUGUACUCGAAUGGUUAUAUCAAUGAGGACUCUUAUAUUGAUAGCAAAUUUGGUGAUUCAUGUCGCCAGUCCUUGACAGCCAUUCCCAUGCUGGACAAUGUCAAUUUGAACGAUAAUAAUGAAUUCAAUCUAAAGAAACGUUAUCUCCGAGAGACUAGUAGCGCCAAUUCAAGUCCCAAAAUUUUUGCCAAUCGCUUGAGAAUAAAUAAUGCUUUAGCAUCGGGAACAGGAGCCACCGCUCAGCGUAGCAACAGCUUAGCCAAUACCCACUGCAAUACGGCAACAGAUGACGAAGAGGAAGCUGAUCUUAAGGAUGCUUGCUGGUAUCAGGCUGGCAUAUCGCGAGACAUUGCCAUCGAAGUGUUGCAAAGCAAAAGUCCCGGAGCAUUUCUAGUACGAAAGAGUAGCUCCAAGCCGGGAUGUUAUGCUCUGACCUUACGUGUACCCUCACCACCAGGACCCAAGAUAGCCAACUAUAUCAUAUUACGUUCCCCCCGAGGCUAUAAAAUUAAGGGUUUUCGCAAGGAAUUCUCCAGUUUGAAGGCGUUGAUUACUCACCAUUCGGUUAUGCCCGAACUAUUGCCCGUCCCCUUGGCCAUGCCACGUCCCACCAAUAUGUCCUCGUCGCGUCGUAAUUUAGAUGACUUUGAUACCUACGAUUCACUGCAAAUGCUAUUGAAAUAUCUAAGAGCUAAGAAUCUGGAAACUGAACAGCAACAGCAACCACAGUAAUAUCUCAGUAGCGAUAUGUAUAUGUAUUAAACUUGUAGCACAAAAUUUGCAAAAAAAAAAAAAAACAAAAAAAGCGAAAUAAUUUUGCUUCAAAUAUUUACUCUAACUAUGUAUA
Molecule: messenger RNA, 1923 nt
Organism: Drosophila willistoni
Lineage: Eukaryota; Metazoa; Arthropoda; Insecta; Diptera; Drosophilidae
Gene: PVRAP
Product: tensin
Exons: 6
Coding region: 426-1808 (460 amino acids)
Source: RefSeq, a predicted model, not a curated record